Equus quagga is the source of this 2707-nucleotide messenger RNA. It is a transcript of the gene SH3KBP1, whose product is annotated as SH3 domain containing kinase binding protein 1. Bases 364 to 2364 code for a protein of 666 amino acids. Gene Ontology annotation, molecular function: protein binding. The record is from RefSeq and is a predicted model, not a curated record. The transcript has 18 exons. Lineage: Eukaryota; Metazoa; Chordata; Mammalia; Perissodactyla; Equidae.
GGGCGGUGCGGCCGUGGCUGCCUGGCGCUGGGCUGGGCGGCGCUUUUUUUUUUUUCGCAAUUUCCACUCGCGGGGAGCAGGAAACCCGGCGCAGCCGGGCGCAGCGGGCCGCGAUGCAGCAGCAGCAGCAGGAGUCGCCCCGGGGCAGCAGCGGCAGCAGCAGCAGAGGCAGCAGCGGGCGGCGCUGAGCCGCCGCGGCCGCCGCUACUGAGGAGGAAGCCGGCCCAGCCGCCGCCGCGUCCCGACCCCCGCACCCCGAUCCCGGCUCCCCGACCCCCGCGGCCCGAUCCCGGCGCCCCGACCCCCGCUCCCGCCUCCGCCAACUUUCACGCUGCCUCGGCGGCCCGGCCCGGCUCGACGCCAAUGGUGGAGGCCAUAGUGGAGUUUGACUACCAGGCCCAGCACGACGAUGAGCUGACGAUCAGUGUGGGUGAAAUCAUCACCAACAUCAGGAAGGAGGAUGGAGGUUGGUGGGAGGGCCAGAUCAACGGCCGGAGAGGUUUGUUCCCUGACAACUUUGUAAGAGAAAUAAAGAAAGAGAUGAAGAAAGACCCUCUCUCUAGCAAAGCUCCAGAAAAGCCCCUGCACGAAGUGUCCAGCGGAAAUGCUUUGCUGUCUUCUGAAACAAUCCUAAGAACCAAUAAGAGAGGCGAGCGACGGAGGCGCCGGUGCCAGGUGGCGUUCAGCUACCUGCCCCAGAAUGAUGACGAGCUUGAGCUGAAAGUUGGCGACAUCAUAGAGGUGGUAGGAGAGGUAGAAGAAGGAUGGUGGGAAGGCGUUCUCAAUGGCAAGACUGGGAUGUUUCCUUCCAACUUCAUCAAGGAGCUGUCGGGGGAGUCGGAUGACCUCGGCAUUUCCCAGGAUGAGCAGCUCUCCAAGUCAAGUUUAAGGGAAACCACAGGCUCCGAGAGUGAUGGGGGUGACUCGAGCAGUACCAAAUCCGAAGGUACCAACGGGACAGUGGCAACUGCAGCAAUCCAGCCGAAGAAAGUUAAGGGAGUGGGCUUUGGAGAUAUUUUCAAAGACAAGCCUAUAAAACUAAGACCAAGGUCAAUUGAAGUUGAAAAUGACUUUCUACCAGUGGAAAAGACUAUUGGAAAGAAGUUACCUCCAACCACAGCAACUCCAGACUCAUCAAAAACAGAAAUGGACAGCAGAACAAAGAGCAAGGAUUACUGCAAAGUAAUAUUUCCAUACGAGGCACAGAAUGACGAUGAAUUGACAAUCAAAGAAGGAGAUAUAGUCACUCUCAUCAAUAAGGACUGCAUCGACGUAGGCUGGUGGGAAGGAGAGCUCAACGGCAGACGAGGAGUGUUCCCUGAUAACUUCGUGAAGUUACUUCCACCCGACUUUGAAAAAGAGGGCAAUAGACCCAAGAAGCCACCUCCUCCAUCCGCUCCUGUUAUCAAGCAAGGGGCAGGUACCACUGAGAGAAAACAUGAAAUUAAAAAGAUACCUCCUGAAAGACCAGAAACGCUUCCAAACAGAACAGAAGAAAAAGAAAGACCAGAGAGAGAGCCAAAACUGGACUUACAGAAGCCUUCUGUCCCUGCCAUACCGCCAAAAAAGCCACGGCCACCCAAGACCAAUUCUCUCAGCAGACCGGGCGCGCUGCCCCCGAGGAGGCCCGAACGACCAGUGGGUCCCAUGACCCACACCAGGGGCGACGGUCCAAAGAUUGACUUGGUGGGCACUUCGAUAUCCGGCAUCCUGGACAAGGAUCUCUCAGACCGCAGCAAUGACAUCGACCUAGAAGGUUUUGACUCCGUGGUGUCAUCUACUGAGAAACUCAGUCACCCAACCACAAGCAGACCAAAAGCCACAGGGAGGCGGCCUCCGUCCCAGUCCCUCACAUCCUCUUCCCUUUCAAGCCCUGAUAUCUUUGACUCCCCAAGUCCUGAGGAAGAAAGAGAGGAGCACGUUUCGCUUGCACACAGAGGAGUGGACGCGUCAAAGAAAACUUCAAAGACUGUUACCAUAUCCCAAGUGUCUGACAACAAAGCAUCCCUGCCGCCCAAGCCAGGGACCAUGGCUGCAGGUGGUGGUGGCGGGGCAGCCCCUCUGUCCUCGGUGGCACCCUCCCCCCUGUCGUCCUCUUUGGGAACAGCCGGACACAGAGCCAACUCCCCGUCUCUGUUCGGCACGGAAGGAAAACCAAAGAUGGAGCCUCUGGCCAGCAGCCAGGCAGCCGUGGAGGAGCUGAGGACGCAGGUCCGAGAGCUGAGGAGCAUCAUCGAGAGCAUGAAGGACCAGCAGAAACGAGAGUUUAAGCAGUUACUGUCGGAGUUGGAUGAAGAGAAGAAAAUCCGGCUUCGGUUGCAGAUGGAAGUUAAUGACAUAAAGAAAGCUCUUCAAUCAAAAUGAAUACUUGAUAAAUGAAAUGUUGCAUUAUUCAUCCUGAGUCCAAGACUCAAAUUUUCUGCCCCAGCCAAAAUAACCUUGUGCCAAAAGAUUAAAGGUUUGCCUCAACAUGUCCCUGUUUGAAAGAUUAGCACAAAAGUCUUGAUAGCACAACACAAGUUCCAUCCAAGAGGAGACUCUUCCCCAUGGUAUAGUCCUGGGUCUGGCACUGGUUGUGACUUAGAGCAAAUUGUGCUAAAGGCUUUUUUACUAUGAGAUCUCAUGCGAAACGAAAACUCAGGCAGUUUAGUCCAUAGUGGUACUAUUUUGAUGAUAUUUUCCAUUAAUAAAAUGUAAUUUCAGAUUA